CACUUAUUUACUUAGGACCGUCGAAUAUAUACACAAUGAGCGUAGCUUCAUCAGUAGGAAUUGAUUUGGGAACCACCUACUCCUGUGUGGGUGUGUUCCAACAUGGAAAGGUCGAGAUUAUUGCCAACGACCAGGGUAACCGCACAACCCCCUCAUUCAUUGCCUUCACAGACACUGAGCGUCUAAUGGGAGAUGCCGCCAAGAACCAGGUUGCCAUGAACCCUCACAACACAGUAUUCGACGCCAAGCGUCUAAUCGGUCGUCGAUUUAACGACCCAUCCGUAUCCGCGGAUGCCAAGCACUUCCCGUUCAAGAUUGUGGACAAGGACAACAAGCCCAUGAUCCAAGUCGAGUACAAGGGAGAGACCAAGAUCUUCGCACCCGAAGAGAUCUCAUCUAUGAUCUUGGUCAAGAUGAAAGAGACCGCCGAGGCCUACCUUGGAUACGACAUUAAGAACGCCGUCAUCACAGUCCCUGCGUAUUUCAACGAUUCACAGCGUCAGGCUACCAAGGAUGCCGGUGCUAUCUGCGGCAUGAACGUCCUUCGUAUCAUCAAUGAGCCCACAGCCGCCGCCAUUGCGUACGGUUUGGACAAGAAGGUGGGAGAUGAGCAGAACGUGCUUAUCUUCGAUCUAGGAGGUGGUACAUUUGAUGUAUCCAUCCUAACCAUCGAGGACGGUAUCUUCGAGGUUAAGUCCACCGCCGGUGACACCCACUUGGGAGGUGAGGAUUUCGACAAUCGAUUGGUCAACUACUUCACAACCGAGUUCAAGCGCAAGCACAAGAAGGACGUCUCCUCUAACGCCCGUUCCGUGCGCCGUCUAAGAACCGCCUGUGAGCGCGCAAAACGUACCCUGUCCUCAUCCGCCCAGGCCUCCAUCGAGAUCGACUCUCUUUUCGAGGGUAUUGAUUUCUACACAUCCAUCACCCGUGCUCGUUUCGAAGAGCUGUGUGCCGAUCUAUUCCGUGGCACCUUAGACCCCGUAGAAAAGGCUGUGCGGGACGCUAAGAUUGACAAGAACAACAUCCACGAGAUUGUGCUUGUUGGUGGAUCUACCCGUAUCCCCAAGAUCCAGAAGCUGCUUUCUGAUUGGUUCAACGGCCGAGAGCUCAACCGAUCCAUCAAUCCCGACGAGGCUGUAGCCUACGGUGCGGCUGUACAGGCCGCUAUUCUUUCAGGUGAUAAGCACGAGAACGUUUCCGACCUGCUUCUGUUGGAUGUUGCCCCUCUAUCUCUGGGUAUUGAGACCGCCGGAGGUGUUAUGACUGCUCUUAUUAAGCGUAACACCACCGUCCCCACCAAGCAGACACAGACCUUCUCCACAUACGCAGACAACCAGCCCGGAGUACUUAUCCAGGUAUUUGAGGGUGAGCGCGCCAUGACCAAGGACAACAACUUGCUUGGUAAGUUCGAGCUUUCAGGCAUCCCCCCCGCCCCCCGAGGAGUACCUCAGAUCGAGGUGACCUUCGACAUUGAUGCCAAUGGUAUCCUAAACGUAUCUGCCAUGGACAAGUCCACUGGUAAGGAGAACAAGAUCACCAUCACCAACGAUAAGGGACGUCUGUCUAAGGAGGAUAUUGAUCGUAUGGUUAACGAUGCCGAGAAGUUCAAGGGCGAGGAUGAGGCUCAGCGUGAGCGUGUUGCGGCCAAGAACGGUCUAGAGAGCUAUGCCUUUAACAUUAAGAACACCAUCGAGGACCCCAAGUUGGCCGAUAAGCUGUCUGAGGACGACAAGAAGGUGAUUAACGAUAAGUGUGAGGAGAUCCUUAAGUGGUUGGAUCUCAACCAGACGGCGGAGAAGGAGGAGUUUGAGCACCACCAGAAGGAGCUGGAGGGUAUCUGCAACCCCAUCAUGAGCAAGUUAUACGCCGGUGCCGAGGGUGGUGCUGAGGGAGGCAUGCCCGGAGGUAUGCCCGGAGGUUUCCCCGGAGCCGGGGGUGCUCCACCAAACUCCGAGGGCGGUGAUGGACCCUCCAUCGAGGAGGUCGACUAAAUUUUGACUAAUAAUAACUCAUUAAGUUAGCAAUGGAGUAGAGUCUAAACCUCUCUAUUUCAGAGUCAAACAAGUAACCGAAAAAAAACGUAGUCAAAUUAUUAUUAUACUACAAAUUAAUGACCUCUGGGGUAGUCUUAAGGUAACAUGACCUGAAGAUGACCGUAUCUUACCCACACUUGUAAAGUUAUAUCUGCUGUACAUUUAAAGAACUGAGUAUAGGAAUCAGUAUGAUAAGGAAAUAAAUUGUAUUAUUGUAUGCAUAGUA
This is a messenger RNA of Sphaeroforma arctica JP610, 2262 nucleotides long. RefSeq names its product hsp70-like protein. Gene Ontology annotation, molecular function: heat shock protein binding; ATP hydrolysis activity; misfolded protein binding. The record is from RefSeq and is a predicted model, not a curated record. Bases 36 to 1994 code for a protein of 652 amino acids. The transcript is spliced from 4 exons. Gene Ontology annotation, biological process: cellular response to unfolded protein; vesicle-mediated transport; protein refolding. Gene Ontology annotation, cellular component: nucleus; cytoplasm; plasma membrane. NCBI's taxonomy places the organism in Eukaryota, Ichthyosporea, Ichthyophonida.